Molecule: messenger RNA, 1944 nt
Organism: Mesitornis unicolor (brown roatelo)
Lineage: Eukaryota; Metazoa; Chordata; Aves; Mesitornithiformes; Mesitornithidae
Gene: ITSN1
Product: intersectin 1 (SH3 domain protein)
Exons: 10
Biological process (GO): positive regulation of Rho protein signal transduction
Molecular function (GO): guanyl-nucleotide exchange factor activity
Source: RefSeq, a predicted model, not a curated record
GGUGUGCAGACUUGCAUCUUCUGGACAUGUUGACACCUACUGAAAGAAAAAGGCAGGGAUACAUCCAUGAGCUCAUUGUCACGGAAGAGAACUAUGUCAAUGAUCUGCAGUUGGUCACAGAGAUCUUCCAGAAACCACUAAUGGAAUCUGAACUGCUAACAGAAAAAGAAGUUGCUAUGAUUUUUGUUAAUUGGAAGGAGCUGAUUAUGUGCAAUAUAAAACUACUGAAGGCUUUGCGUGUGCGUAAGAAGAUGUCUGGAGAGAAGAUGCCUGUGAAGAUGAUUGGUGACAUACUGACAGCUCAGCUGCCACACAUGCAGCCUUACAUUCGGUUCUGUAGCUGCCAGCUCAAUGGGGCAGCGCUCAUCCAGCAGAAGACAGAUGAAGUCCCUGAGUUCAAGGAGUUUGUUAAAAUAAUAGAAAACACUCCUGAAAAUCACCCAGACCACAGUCACUUGAAGCAUGCUCUUGAGAAAGCCGAAGAAUUAUGUUCUCAAGUAAAUGAAGGAGUGCGGGAGAAGGAAAAUUCAGAUAGGCUGGAGUGGAUCCAGGCUCAUGUUCAGUGUGAAGGCCUGUCAGAGCAACUCGUAUUUAAUUCUGUUACAAACUGCUUGGGACCACGCAAGUUUCUGCACAGUGGGAAACUCUAUAAAGCCAAGAGUAACAAGGAACUGUAUGGCUUUCUGUUCAACGAUUUCCUCCUCCUGACUCAGAUCAUAAAACCUCUUGGCUCUUCUGGCACAGACAAGGUCUUCAGCCCCAAGUCUAAUCUGCAAUACAAAAUGUACAAAACUCCCAUUUUUCUAAAUGAGGUACUAGUAAAAUUACCCACAGACCCUUCUGGAGAUGAGCCCAUCUUCCAUAUCUCCCACAUUGAUAGAGUCUAUACGCUGCGGGCUGAAAGCAUUAAUGAAAGGACUGCCUGGGUUCAGAAGAUCAAAGCUGCUUCAGAACUUUACAUAGAGACUGAAAAGAAGAAGAGGGAAAAGGCCUACUUAGUUCGCUCACAAAGAGCAACAGGCAUUGGGAGGUUGAUGGUGAAUAUUGUUGAAGGCAUUGAACUAAAACCUUGCAGGUCCCAUGGAAAGAGUAACCCGUACUGUGAGGUGACGAUGGGCUCUCAGUGCCACAUCACCAAGACGAUACAGGACACCCUCAACCCAAAGUGGAACUCCAACUGCCAGUUCUUUAUCAAAGACCUUGAGCAGGACGUGCUCUGCAUUACGGUGUUCGAGAGGGACCAGUUUUCCCCAGAUGACUUUUUGGGCAGAACAGAGAUCCGUGUGGCAGACAUUAAGAAGGAUCAGGGUUCAAAGGGACCAGUUACAAAGUGUCUCCUCCUGCACGAAGUCCCAACAGGAGAGAUAGUCGUCCGACUAGACCUGCAAUUGUUCGAUGAGCCUUAGAAGGAAAGGGACCAAUGUUUUAUUUCAGUCUGAGUUCACUGCAAUAGGUGUCUGCAGAAGCUGUCACAAAAUCCUUAUUAGUGUGGUAUGAAACUACUGCUUGCCCUUCACACGUAAGAGGGUUAUCAAAGCAAACAGGAGCAUCUUUGUGCCUUGAUAAUUCUCACUGAAAAAUGAAGCCCAGUUUAGUGAGGAGAUCUCCCUCGAUUUCUCUAUGUGGACCUUGACGUGAGUUUUCUGGGUUUAUGAAAUAACUUGGUUGUUUGUUGUGCUCCAGUCUGAAAGGCUGGCAAACCACAUAGGUUGCUGUGCUUGCUCCAGUUACCCUACUCUUUAAUUUACAUGAAGAAGGCAAUGUUGGUAUGUUUUGGAGGCUUUCUGCAGGGUUUUCCCCAUCGAGGAAUUCUGUGCCUAUUGCUCAGCAAAGUGGUGCGUAAAUGUAAUGUGAAUGGAAGGAGCAGUGAUGCAGUAAGAAGGUCUUUGAAGAUCUUCAUGGCGGUACUGAAAAGACUUAGAAAAUAAAUAGUCUAUAUCUAUA